AUGCUUGCGUUCGUUCAAGGUUCACAUACAAUCACGAGCAAAGAAGAUGCAAUGAUCAACGAAGCGAAACAUGAAGUGGAAGGAAAAAGACGCACGCAGCCGGAGGAUGAGAGGGUGAGGAAGGGAGUUCUAGAUCCACUCGAUAAUCCCCAGAGCUACACUGUCGAAAGGAACAGUCUUGAUCAGUUUGGCGAUCAGAAUACGAUCAAUGAGGAUGGAAAAAUCGAGCAACUUAAACAAUAA
This is a messenger RNA of Necator americanus (New World hookworm), 243 nucleotides long. RefSeq lists its product as uncharacterized. The transcript is spliced from 3 exons. Lineage: Eukaryota; Metazoa; Nematoda; Chromadorea; Rhabditida; Ancylostomatidae. The record is from RefSeq and is a predicted model, not a curated record. The coding region runs from base 1 to 243 and encodes 80 amino acids.